Messenger RNA from Scedosporium apiospermum, 1305 nucleotides. RefSeq names its product N-acetylglucosamine-6-phosphate deacetylase. Gene Ontology annotation, molecular function: N-acetylglucosamine-6-phosphate deacetylase activity. Bases 1 to 1305 code for a protein of 434 amino acids. Gene Ontology annotation, biological process: N-acetylglucosamine catabolic process. The record is from RefSeq and is a predicted model, not a curated record. The transcript has 3 exons. Lineage: Eukaryota; Fungi; Ascomycota; Sordariomycetes; Microascales; Microascaceae.
AUGCCCGCUGCAGUCUCAGACCAGCUCAAAACCGGCGGUGUCGGCAUCACCAAGUUCACCAACUGCCGCCUCGUCCGAGGUAACUCGCUCGUCCAUCGCGACUUGUGGGUUAGUUCGGCCACGGGCAAGAUUGUCCACAGCCAAGCGUCGUUCUAUGACCAUCUACUCAUUCCUGACGAAGUAAUUGACCUCGGUGGUCGAAUUGUAUCGCCUGGGUUGAUCGAGUGCCAACUCAAUGGUGCUUAUGGCUUCAAUUUUUCCAUCAAGCCAGAUGAGGUUGCGGACUAUGCCAAGCAAAUCAAGGAGCUGAACAAGCAGCUCAUCAAGACGGGAGUUACCUCGUAUGUGCCGACCGUCACCAGCCAAAAGCCAGACGUAUACAAGACGGUCCUUCCGUUCCUUCGACCGAGCGGGCACCUUCAGGUAGCUGAAGACGGCGCAGAGUCACUCGGCGCCCAUGUCGAAGGCCCGUUCCUCAGCCCUACAAAGAAUGGAAUUCACGACAUCGACGUCUUCAAACAGGCCGAGUCCUUCAAAGACCUCGAAGACUGUUAUGGAGCCGAAAACCUCUCGCCAUCCGAGUCGGGCGAACCAGCUUCGGUUCGGAUGAUCACUGCGGCCCCCGAAAUCGGCAACAUGGAGAAGCUCAUCCCGGAAAUCACGUCUCGGGGAAUCAUUUUCUCCAUUGGCCACACGGAAGCGACCUAUGAGGAAGCCUCCGCUGCAGUAGAGGCCGGCGCCACCAUGAUAACCCACUUGUUCAACGCCAUGAAGCCUCUCCACCACAGGAAUCCCGGCGUUUUCGGUGUCCUCGGAAACCCAAGCGAUCAGAGGAAGCCAUACUUUGGUAUCAUCGCAGACGGAAUCCAUCUUCAUCCCACAACUAUCAAGAUUGCUCGCAACGCGCACCCGGACGGGUUUAUCCUCGUCACGGAUGCAAUGCACCUCGUGGGGUUGCCUGAUGGCUCGUAUCAGUGGGUUAACGGCAACGAAAUCAACAACAUCGUCAAGAAGGGGUCGAGGCUUGUAUUGGAAGGCUCGGACACAUUGGCCGGCAGCUCGACGACUCUGCUUGAAUGUGUCAACAACUUGAUCUCGUGGACAGACACAAGCAUCCCAGAUGCUCUGCGCGCGGUAACCUCUACACCCGCAGCAAUGUUGUCUCUUGAGGGAAUCAAGGGAACACUCGCAGACGGCGCAGAUGCCGAUCUGAUCAUCUUGUCCGAGAACGCGGGUCAGGACGUACCGAAGCUUACAGUCGACGAGGUUUGGAAGUUUGGAAAGCGGGUCUGGAGCCGAGAUUAA